AUGUCUUUCAAAACAAUAUCUUCACAUAUGGCUGCACAGCUUGACAAAGAAUUGAUGGGCCCUGAGGUUGGAUUCACUCUGGAGCAACUCAUGGAACUAGCGGGCUUGAGUGUAGCACAGGCCAUCGUGAAAGAGUUUCCUUAUGUGCCUAGCAGAAAGUCCCAGGUUUUAGUUCUUGCAGGACCAGGGAACAACGGAGGUGAUGGUUUGGUUUGUGCGAGGCACCUCGCACUUUUUGGGUUCAACCCGGUGGUUUACUACCCUAAGCGCAGCAGUAAGACCCCAUUCUUCUCGCAGCUGGUCAGUCAAUUGCAGUUCUUCAAAAUACCAGUACUAGGAUCUGACGACCAAUGGAUCAAAUAUUUGGACGAAAAGGAUACACUUUGCGUGGUUGACGCUAUUUUCGGGUUUUCAUUUCGGCCGCCAGUUCGAGAGCCAUUUGGAUCGGUCCUAAAGGAGCUCCGAAAAGUCCAGGAAAGGCUACCCAUUGUGUCCGUAGAUAUUCCUACAGGUUGGGAUGUCGACGAAGGUCCACUAGACAACGAAAGCAUCGUUCCUAAGGUGCUGGUGUCAUUGACGGCCCCCAAACCCUGCGCUAGCAAGAUUGACAGUUUAGAAACUCAGCACUACGUUGGAGGGCGCUUUAUUCCAGGUUCUUUUGCCAACAAGUAUGGAUUUGAACCCUUUGACUAUGACAAAGGCGAUCAAGUUACAAAAUUAGUCCCAACGUGA
This is a messenger RNA of Lachancea dasiensis, 732 nucleotides long. Lineage: Eukaryota; Fungi; Ascomycota; Saccharomycetes; Saccharomycetales; Saccharomycetaceae. The record is from the annotation of a GenBank genome assembly.